Strongylocentrotus purpuratus (purple sea urchin) is the source of this 1004-nucleotide messenger RNA. RefSeq lists its product as uncharacterized. The record is from RefSeq and is a predicted model, not a curated record. Lineage: Eukaryota; Metazoa; Echinodermata; Echinoidea; Camarodonta; Strongylocentrotidae.
GGUCCCUUGGAAGUGCAUCCUCUUUGGAGAAAGAUGCGGCAGUUUCAUUUCUGGUGCAGCUUGGAGCAGUACAAAUCGCCAUCCAGUGUGGCAGUCAACAGAUAGCUUCUCAGAAACAAGUAUCCAUUCACUUUGGCGACGAACAGCACAUUGAGACAGAACAUGGUGUGGCUCAGCCAGUACAGACUGAGGAUACUGUCCCUAUUAGAGAGAAAUUGGUUACUCCGGCUACUGUUUCACAACACCAAGAUUCCAAGGAGGUACAGAUCGAUUACGAUGAUGACGAGGAUAAUUCUUAUGCUGCAUGGAUGACAGAACCUGAUGAUGGAGAUGACAAUGACACCCAAACAUCAGGCGCACCGCAAAAGUGGUAGAAAGUGACUGCCCAAGUUCAACUCGCCAGCCGAGGGAGGGACACCCAUGCCCAGAUUGCCAUGUAAUCUUAAACAGCACAUGGGACUUAGAUCUGCACAGAUUGCAUGAUUGUACAGCGUCAAAGAUUUUCAUUCGGCAUGUACCGGUAUACAAUUGUGACCAAUGCAGGAAGUCGUUUCGUAGAAGGGCUUUAAUGGUUGCCCACUUACGCAAAGUUCAUGAUAACAACAUGACUCAUUCUGAAAUAGUGGAGAAACUUGAGGAACUGAAAAGUACAGAAAGGCAAACAAAAGGAAAUAAAGAUGAAAAAUGUCUUCCAUCUGAGACAAAAGCCCUGAAACGUCCAGGCCUCAGAGAAGGACGAGGGAAAACAACAAAGAAGAAGGUCGCAGGGAGCAAGAAAAGAGAUGAUGGAGAUAUGCAGGAAAUGAAACAACAAACAAAAAGCAAUGCCCCUCAGCUUUCCAAGAGACUUUGUAUCCGUUUGAAUAAGGGGUGGAUAAAGAUUCUCGAAAGUGAAAGAUGGAACGAUGAACCCCAAGGUCAAGGGAAUACUGCAGAGCAAGUUGAAAAAGGAUGAAGAAGACCUCAUUCUAACGAGACAGGUAGAACUUGUAAUAGAAGAUGGA